Molecule: messenger RNA, 2195 nt
Organism: Calypte anna (Anna's hummingbird)
Lineage: Eukaryota; Metazoa; Chordata; Aves; Apodiformes; Trochilidae
Gene: MYCBPAP
Product: MYCBP associated protein
Exons: 16
Coding region: 33-2171 (712 amino acids)
Source: RefSeq, a predicted model, not a curated record
CGGCUGUUGCUGUGGAGGUGGAAGCUGUCGGGAUGAAGCAGGGCCCGGCCCGGCGGGAUCUGCGGCCCGGCAGUCCUCCCGAGAUGAAAGAAGAGAUGUACAAGUUGUCCUUCUCACCAGCUCCAGAAGAGCCUGAACCAUAUGUUCUGCAAGAUGACAUCCAGGUGCUUGCAAGUAAGGAGGCAGCUCUGAAAAAAACAGCAGAUUUUAUUGAGGUUUCUUCUCAAGAUGUUACUACAGCAUCUUUAAAAGAGAAAUGUAAAAGAAAGAAGAAAAAGGUUCAUCAGAGCCUACUGACACAGCACAAAGCUCUCCAGAGCUGGGACCAUCAUAUGGCAAUCAGGAAAAAGCAGGAGAAACACCUGGGAGAAAUUCUUCAGAGGCCAGAGGAUGAAUUGCUGAUGAGUGUCUCAGAGCAUUACAGGCAAAUCCAGGAAGAACGUGACCUCAUUGAUUGGAAUCUCCCUGCCCUGCUCCCUGGAAAGGGCUACCGCAGAGGAAGCGAGUUCUGGAGCCAGCCCGAGCGUAUUGGAGAUGAACUCACUGGCCUGACAUUGACACUGACUCAGAGAGAACGUGGCUGCCCAGAGCCAGUCACUCAUGUAGGGAAACCCCAUGCUGUCCAGAUGGAAACAGGUCUGAAGCCUCCAAAGAAGAUUCCUUUCUAUGAGACCUGGGAUAAGAGUCUUUUCCUGAAGCAGCGAAGGCAGGACCUAGAACCCAUCCUAGAGGAGCUGAAUUUUUAUAAGCCGGAUCUGGAUGGACUGGAGGUGAUUGGUACAAGGCAGCCUUUCACAUCUGUCUCAAGAGAGUCUUCUCCACCUUCCACCUCUUCAAAUGAGUCUGAGACUCUCAGUGGCUCCUUACAGGAUGACCUUGAUGCAGUUCCAGAAGCAGUACAGGGUCCAUCUUUAGUUUUCGGUGGCCAUCCUGCUUGUUGGAUCAGUUACACCACUCCUUGCAGGGAUAAAGUUGGCAUAACUGCAGAGGUCACCUUUGAGACAAAGACGGGUGAGCUAGCUGAAAGCUCUCUGACAGUGAGCAAUGAUGGCACCACAGCCAUCUGGUAUGAGUGGAUGAGGCUCCCCCAGGGAAUUCCCUUCAGAAAAAACAAGGAGAUGAGGAUGCCAUGUUUUUACUUUGAUACCAGAUCAGGUGUAAUUUUGCCUGAACAAACUAGGAAGUUUUCCAUUCUUUUCAAGUCAGAGACAGCAGGUGUUUUCAGCGAGUACUGGGAAUUUAGGACACAUCCUUUGUUGUUAGGAGGAGCUCUGCUGCAGAUGCUCCUUUGUGGACUUGCUGAGUAUGUGGAUAAAUGGGCUGAUGUAAGAGAGAAACUGAAGUGUGACCUGGCUGCUCGAGUGGCUGCUUCUAUAGCAAAAGAGAGUCUGGAGAAAUGUCUUGCCCAAAUUCGGACCCCAGAGCGUGCCCCAUCUCCUGUGGGUGCCUGUGUCACAGAGGAAGAUUUAUUCCACCUGAAGAAUCCCAAGCUGCAUUAUCAGCAUCAGGUGGUGAAGCAGCUGCAUGAACUAUGGAGAAAGCACAUGACUGUUCCUUCAGCCACUGAGGAGGAGGUGCCCUCGGGCCAGCAGAGGAUGGAGAAGGACACGGAGUGCCAGGAGGGAACCUCAGAGUCUCAGCCUCCUCAGGAUAGCACCACAGAGGACCCAUCUUGGAAGAACACACUUGAGGAGGAUCCGAGUCACACUGCAGAUGUGAAGAAGGAAGAACCAGGCUGGAACUACUCCUUCGAGGACUUUAAACAGGCUAUCCUGUCAAUCCCCAAUGAGGAGGAGCAAGAAGCAGCACUGGCCCAGCUCAACCAUGCAGCACUGGAGCUGUGUAUUGAACAGAGGCCAACUCAGACAAACCUUUUGUAUCAAACCUGUCUCAUGCUGUGGUGUGAAACAAUUGAUAACAUGGUGAGCUGCUCCAUGAGGCUGAGGUCCUCUCUUGAACUGCCUGAGAACACCACCUAUCUUGAUACCUUUCCAGAGGAAACAGUGGAGGUGAAUGACCCAGUUUUGUAUCAGCAAUACCAGGAAAAAUUUUACGUUCAAGUUUAUGGGCUGCUGGAUUCAAUGGUGAGCAAAAUGUUUUCUUUUUUUGAGGACCUAAAGGAAGAAGGUGCUCUGAAGUGGGAGGCUGAAGCCCGUUUUGAUCAGAAAUAGACUUUUAAAAAAUCAAUAAAUAGC